UGCGUCCAGACGCUGCCGCCUGGACGCGCCUGUCAUCUGGAGGAAACUCCUCCCCGCAGACAGCGCGUCCUGUCGCCUCUCCAGCGCAAUGGUCUCCUGGAUCAUCUCUAGACUUGUGGUACUUGUGUUUGGUACACUAUAUCCUGCGUACUCGUCUUAUAAAGCUGUGAAAUCGAAAGAUGUGAGAGAAUAUGUGAAAUGGAUGAUGUACUGGAUAAUAUUUGCCCUAUUCAUGACGGUGGAAGUAUUUACAGAUAUGUUCCUUUGUUGGCUUCCUUUCUACUAUGAACUGAAGAUAGCCUUUGUGGUGUGGAUGUUGUCCCCUUACACUAAAGGCUCUAGUGUGCUAUACAGGAAGUUUGUUCAUCCCACGCUUUCCUCAAAAGAAAAGGACAUUGACGACUACAUCUGCCAAGCCAAGGACAAAAGCUAUGACACACUGGUGCAUUUUGGGAGAAAAGGGCUGAAUGUUGCAGCCACAGCUGCGGUCAUGGCUGCAACAAAGGGCCAAGGAGUCCUGUCAGACAGACUGAGGAGUUUCAGCAUGCAGGAUUUAUCUUCCUACCAGUCUGACUCCGAUAACACUGACCCCGGCACUACGCAGUCUGCAGCAGCACAGCAUCGGACCAGACCUAUGAUGCGCAGCAAGUCAGAGAGCUACAAAGGACAGGAUUUUGACAUGACUGAAUAUGAGAUGUUGGGGUUGGACCAAUGGCACUCCAAGAAGUCGCUGUCUCAGACCAUUUCACCUUCUGAGUCUGAGUCCACACCCAUUACGCCCUCACUGACACCCCAGUCCAGCCCACCCUCCACACCUUCUCCACCUCCCACUCCCUCUCCACCUCCCACUCCUCCAGUUCCAGAGCAGCCAGUGGAGGUGGGUAAAGAGGUGCAGGCAGCGUUGAGCACUCCACAGCUCAAGCUGAUUAAGAGGAAGGCUCCUGAGCCUCCUCUUAGAGUCCUGCGGCCUCUCACAAGAUCCAGGAGUGCUCUUUCUUCAAACAAUGAAGCCAUGUGAAACUGUCCUCAAGACUACUCCAGCUGCCUUGCUGCAAGAAGUAAAAAUACCGAAUGGCCAAAAGCUACAUGACUGAAGCAGCCUUGCUUUGGAAUAAGGUGUUACCAAAGUGACCUAUGAUGACCCCUCUAUAUAUAGUACAGUAUAUAGCUUGUGGCUCAUGAUUAAAUAAAUGAGGUUUGUGACACUGAGAUAGGAAAAAUUAAUGAAUGGGCGCCAUGCUGAUAGACACUUUGAGUUUAUGGGUUAUUGAAUAUGUAUUUAUGUACAGUUUGUGUGAACUCCAUCUUUCUGAUUUGAUCGUUUUUAUAUAUCAGGUUUGGGUAGGCAAUUGCAUGUGUGUCUUCCCAGUUAUUAGUCCACUGUUUAUUAAACAGAAUGUAUUGUCACUGGAUACUACAGCUGGCAUUGAGAACGACGUGGUCUCUGUUAGAGAAUGUGUUACAAGCCAAGGAUCAAAAGAAAAGGCAUGGCUGUUUUUGCCCAUAAUCUAUCUGUUCUGGAGCUGAAUUCUGCACUGAUUAAUUAUGACAUCAAGGUAUUGAGAAAUUGGUCAAUUACCCCAAAACAAAAAAAAUCGUAUACUUUAUAUAAACUUGUACCUUAUAGUGAUGAAAAGUCAGACAGCUGUGGCAGACAAUAUUCUGUUAUUUACCUCUCUAUCAAAGCCUUAAAGAAUAAGAUAGCAGAGACAUGAAAAUAUAAAAUGUCUAAACACGUGAUAUGACAAUUUGUAACACAACUAUGUUCUCAUUUAACAAUCAUCUUUGCACUAUGUUUAGAAUAUAAAUAACUUCCCUCAGUACUCAAUGAAAUUGCCAAAAUUACAUGAAACAGUAAUCAUUAUAAAUUAGUAGCUGAAUAUUAUCAUGAAUAAUUUUAGUAUCACUAUUAUUCAUUUCCUCUGUGGUAAAGAAAUUACUUGUGUAAGAAGUAAUAACACCAGUAUCAAAGAUAAAAGUCAUCACCACAAGAAGUUUUCUCAGUGGUGCAGACUGUUUUGACAAUCUACUGUUCAGUUUCUAAACACAUUUUUUCAUGUAUUUGAAUUAUUUGGCAAUUUAAGGCCAAUUAGGAAUAUGUCUCUUUCAGCUGUAGCAGAGAUAGAUAUGAAUCAUUAUUUACUAUAUAUAAACAUGGUUCUUUUUCCAUGUAUGAAAUCACUGUGUAAUGGUCUGCUGUUAACUGAGCAACACUAAACCUAAUGAUCUUACCUUCUACUUGCUUCUGUUGUUCUUUAGGAAUUCAUGAGAGAGACUAUGUUGGUUUGCAGGUUUACAAACUUAAGUUAAAAUGUGUGGUGAUGCAUUGUAUGUUUUCAUCCUGUACUUUAUUCACUGAGCCUGAAUCAUAGCAACAUUUUACACAAAGUAUCGAUGUGUUGGUUGUUGAUGGUUGGAUUUACGCAGUAGAUUUAUAAUUUUCAUCAUUGUAUCAUUUACGGUGGUUUGAAGUUUGAAACAAAAGCUUCUCAGGUACAACUGUUCUGUUUACACGUCAUUCACUCUGAUGUUGUAGAUACACUUGUUAUGCACAUGAAAUGUCCUUUUAAUGGAUAAAUGAAAAAAAAAUGAAACAGGAAAAAUCUGAUUGUGUUUCAACAUUAGUAUCAGUGUUAGUGUUGGAGGUGAUUUCCUUCUUUCAUGCAAUUCAUGCAAAGUAAAACUGAGAAAAAAAACACAUUGCUAAUUAUUAGAUUUGUAUACUCGUGCUUAGACUGAUAAACUCAUCAUUGCAUGAUGUUUGUUUUUAAUUUGUAUGAAAAUUGGAUUUCUUGAGCGAUUUUGUGUGAAGCUGUUGGCCUCUUCAGAUGCCUUGCUGGUGAACAAUUACACUGCUAUUUUUUGUCACUUUCAAUUGCUUUAUAGAAACAACAUGAAAUGUUAUGACUAUAAGUUGGCUACACAUACAUGCAAAUGAUGUCUUAUUUACUGGUAAAUUAGCCACUUUGUCUUUAUUCAUUUAGAGACACCACUUACUACAGUAAGUUAUCUUAAGCAAUUUUGUUCUGGCAGGCCAGAAUGUCAAAUUACUUAAAUAUAAACCCGAUUGUGAAUUAUAAACUAAAAUCAGUAAUGUGAUGACAUGAUGGUUUAUGGCUGUCAAUUUAUUGUUCCACUGGAUUAAAUAUUUCUGUUUAAAUUGAUUUAGUCAUUAAAUAUCAAGUAAAACUUUGA
Molecule: messenger RNA, 3195 nt
Organism: Seriola aureovittata
Lineage: Eukaryota; Metazoa; Chordata; Actinopteri; Carangiformes; Carangidae
Gene: reep1
Product: receptor accessory protein 1
Exons: 8
Coding region: 89-1018 (309 amino acids)
Biological process (GO): endoplasmic reticulum tubular network organization
Cellular component (GO): cytoplasmic microtubule; endoplasmic reticulum membrane; endoplasmic reticulum tubular network
Molecular function (GO): microtubule binding
Source: RefSeq, a predicted model, not a curated record